AUGGAUGAGAACUUUGUCAACAUGGACUCUCGGUCAUCAACCAGAUCACGAAUCCCACAAGGUCUCGCGGAGAUGAACUCGGCCAAGACGAACUCUCGAUCUGGGCUCAAGGCCCCUGGUUUUGCCACCUCAAACAUCAAACCAUCGUCGAUCACAAAGCCGACCACAGCAGCAAAUGCCACGUCCAAGAUACCCAGCGGCGGACCUAGACAACAUGGUCGAACGAAUUCAUUGUCGUCGUCCGUAUCAUCACGAUCCACGCAACCACGAACGGAUACGGGCUCUACAUUCUCCCAGACUGUCGGCGCCAGCUCCAGGGCUCCUGUUUCAAGACCACAGACAUCGAUGGGCACCCGGCGCUUAGGAGCCUCAUCCAUCUCAAGACCCAAAACAUCACUGGAUACCCAUGAGGAGGAAUCGCCCAACAGUGUUCUUGGCAAACGAAAGGGUACGCAUCAUUCUUAUCAAGCUCUCCAAGUUACCCCAGGAUCAUAUGACAAGCACCCCCAUUGCACAAUGGAAUGGACCCCUUCACCCAGCACAUCCUACACUCCCGACACAAUACCUGAUCAGCAACGAGAGGUGUCGUUAAGUAGUAUGAUGGGUAAACUGUCAUUGCAGGAACCCAUGGAUCCACCCAAGCCCCCAACCAUGUUGGCAAAGAAACCACGCAAGGUACCCUCACGCUCAAUGAUGGCCAGAGGGCCCUGUCAUUCAAAGUCAACUUCUCUACCAUCCCCAUCCCCAUCGCCUAGCAGACCCAGUUCCCCAAAAAGAGGCAACAAAGUGAUAAAACCGUUUCUAACCAAACAUUCUUCUGUAACAGCCUGCGACGACAACCGGAUUCAGCAUUUCGAAGAUAUGUUUGGAGCGUUCUAUAAUAAAAUGUCCGAGGUCGGCCAAAGCAGCGAUGCGAUGAAGGAGGCCGUUAAUCUAUACAAGACAAGAGUCGACGAGCUUGAGAAAACCCGUGAAAAGCUUUUGGAGGCUAAUUGCACGCUGCGCAUUGACCUGGAGGCUGUGAAAGGCAAACUCUCGUCUACUGAAGCCGCCCUUCGAGAUUCCGAAAGAGAGCAAGAGAUCGCAAUGGACGAGUCGGAACAAAGAAUGCGUAUCGAAGCGGAGACCAUAAGGCAGGAAAGCCAGAAGCAAAUCGGCAAUGUCUUAUCGGAGCAUCAGGCAGAAAUUCAAGAAUUAAGACGGCGGUUCGAGAGUGAUCUGGAAAAUGAGCGCGCUCGAGUUCAACGCGAAAUCAGCCAGGUUAAUUCGCAGAAUGCUCUCGACUCUCAGCGUGUGCAGCUGGAAAUGGUAAGCAAGGACAGGGAGGUUGAGAAACUCCAACGAGAGCUGCGAACAGCCUUUGCCGAUAUCGAAAGUGAAAAGACCAGAAACCGAGAUCUUCGCAGUAACCUGGACACAGUCAGCAGCAAUAGUGUUACACUUGAGUCCUCCAUCCGAGCUCUCAAGGCUCGCGUUGAGUUUUUGGAGUCCGGAAGCCAAGAACAGUCACAGGCCUUUGAACGCCUUCAACAGCAGUUGGAAGAUGCCCUCGCGGAGACAACUGAAGCCAAGGAGAAAUUGCUAAAGGAAGAAACCCUUCGUCGCAAACUGCACAACCAAGUGCAGGAAUUGAAAGGCAACAUUCGUGUAUUCUGUCGUGUGCGACCACCACUCAACUCAGAACCACCGUCUGAUGUUGCUCAAAUUGUAUUCCCUGACGACGCGGAAGAAGGCAAAGAGAUCUCGGUCAUGGGACCCGAGGAAAAGAGUAGUCUGGGCAUCGUUUCCCGCCGAAACAACGCUUUCUCUUUUGACCACGUCUUUGGCCCUGAAAGCAGGAACGCCGAUGUAUUUGACGAGAUUAGCCAACUCGUUCAAAGUGCACUCGACGGUUACAAUGUAUGCAUCUUCUGUUAUGGGCAGACAGGUAGCGGCAAGACGCACACGAUGUCGUCGCAGGACGGCAUGAUCCCUCGCGCUGUCCAUCAGAUCUACGAUACAGCAAAGAGUUUGGAGGAGAAAGGAUGGACAUACACAAUGGAAGGAAACUUUGUGGAGGUUUACAACGAAAACCUGAAUGACCUCCUUGGAAAAGCAGACGAAUUAGACAAGAAGAAACACGAGAUCCGACACGACAUGCAAAGAUGCAAAACGACCAUCACUGACGUCAACACGGUGACGCUGGAUUCUCCUGAAAUGGUUGAAACUAUUCUCAAGCGAGCUGCGUCCAAUCGUUCCGUCGCUGCCACCAAAGCAAACGAACGAUCCUCCCGGUCACACUCUGUCUUCAUUUUGCGGUUAAUUGGCCAAAAUAGUAUUACGGGUGAAAGGAGUGAGGGUACCUUGAACUUGGUUGAUCUGGCAGGUAGUGAACGCCUCAGCCACAGUGGUGCCACUGGAGAACGACUGAAGGAAACCCAAAAUAUCAACCGUAGCUUGAGCUGCUUGGGAGAUGUCAUCGGUGCCCUUGGCCAGGGUAAAGAAGGUGGCCACAUACCAUACCGAAACAGCAAGCUCACAUAUUUGCUGCAAUUCUCCUUGGGCGGCAACUCGAAAACUUUGAUGUUUGUCAUGGUUAGCCCUCUACAAGCACACCUCGGAGAGACCUUGACGAGUCUGAAGUUCGCGACAAAAGUACACAAUACACACAUUGGAACAGCGAAGCGAGUAGCCAAGAUCCAGAACUGA
Messenger RNA from Talaromyces rugulosus, 2688 nucleotides. RefSeq lists its product as uncharacterized. Gene Ontology annotation, molecular function: microtubule binding; ATP binding; microtubule motor activity. The transcript is spliced from 5 exons. Bases 1 to 2688 code for a protein of 895 amino acids. The record is from RefSeq and is a predicted model, not a curated record. Lineage: Eukaryota; Fungi; Ascomycota; Eurotiomycetes; Eurotiales; Trichocomaceae. Gene Ontology annotation, biological process: microtubule-based movement.